Molecule: messenger RNA, 5317 nt
Organism: Lineus longissimus
Lineage: Eukaryota; Metazoa; Nemertea; Pilidiophora; Heteronemertea; Lineidae
Product: inosine-5'-monophosphate dehydrogenase 1b-like
Exons: 17
Coding region: 247-1968 (573 amino acids)
Biological process (GO): GTP biosynthetic process
Cellular component (GO): cytoplasm
Molecular function (GO): IMP dehydrogenase activity
Source: RefSeq, a predicted model, not a curated record
CCCUACUUACCUAAAUUUGGUUAGGUCUGUUCGGCAGAUCUCGCACAUGACAGUCAAAUUACACACUGUCAGGACAGAGACGGAAAAGCGCAUUUGGAAUGUAGCAUAGUUGCGUCUUCAAUGAAAACAUCCAAUUCAUGACGUCUGCUGAUGCGAAUUGUUUGCAUUCGUAGCUGAUUUGCUUCCCGAGACUCGAUAAAUGUGGUUGUGUGAUCGCUGAGUUAUGUUUCUGUCGGUAUUGAAACGAUGAUAGAAAACCAAGAGGACACAAUGGGUGAAAAUGCAUGCAGUGGUAUAAAUGCGCAUCUGCCCCCGCCCGAGGUUGUCUCUCCGUCGUCGUCAACGCGUCCACACGUUGGCCACCAGACAGCCGAUAUGAGGAGCAGCGGAUAUGUUCAUUCAAUGUACGAAAAACGAAUGGCUGAUUAUUUGAUAACUGGCGGGACAGGCUAUGUCCCUGAUGAUGGUUUAUCUGGUGCCCUUCUAUUUGGAGAUGGUCAUGGCCUGACAUACGAUGAUUUCCUCAUUCUUCCUGGUUUCAUAGAUUUUGCAGUCACUGAAGUGGAUCUGACAUCUGCAUUGACGAAGAAAAUCACAUUGAAUGCUCCCCUUGUGUCAUCCCCUAUGGAUACUGUCACAGAGUCUAAAAUGGCUAUAGCAAUGGCUCUCUGUGGCGGAAUUGGUAUUGUUCAUCAUAAUUGUACACCCGAGUUCCAAGCAAAUGAAGUGAGAAAAGUAAAGAAAUAUGAACAAGGUUUCAUAUUGGAUCCUGUCGUCAUGUCCCCUCAACAAACGGUAGCACAAGUCAUAGAAGCCAAAAAUGCACAUGGGUUCUCUGGAUUCCCGAUCACAGAGAAUGGGAAAAUGGGGAGCAAACUGGUUGGGCUUAUCACACAGAGAGAUAUCGAUUUCUUACCAGAAGAAGAACACAAUACAUUCAUAUAUAAGGUUAUGACCAAGUUAGAAGAUCUUGUCGUCGCACCAGCUGGUAUUACUCUAAAAGAAGCUAACCAAAUACUGCAGAAAAGUAAAAAAGGUAAACUGCCAAUAGUGAAUGAGAGCGGGGAAUUAGUGUCCAUCAUCUCAAGAACCGAUUUAAAGAAGAAUAGAGAAUUUCCACUUGCAUCAAAAGACAACCACAAACAGUUAUUAGUAGGCGGUGCCAUCAGUACGCAUGAAAAUGACAAGGGUCGACUGGACGCGUUAGCUCAAGCCGGUGUUGAUGUGAUAGUAUUGGAUUCUUCCCAAGGCAACUCUGCGUAUCAAAUCAACAUGAUCCGUUUCAUCAAACAAAAAUACCCAGAACUUCAAAUUAUUGGAGGGAAUGGUGAGUUUGUGACUGCUGCCCAGGCCAAGAACCUUAUUGAUGCUGGGGUCGAUGCUCUACGUGUUGGGAUGGGAAGUGGCUCGAUAUGUAUUACACAGGAAGUGAUGGCUGUUGGACGUCCACAGGGAACGGCUGUUUAUAAAGUAGCUGAGUACGCCCGGCGCUUUGGUGUCCCCGUGAUAGCUGAUGGUGGUAUACAGACUGUUGGCCAUGUGAUCAAAGGUCUUGCACUCGGGGCAUCCACUGUGAUGAUGGGCUCCCUACUCGCAGGAACCUCGGAAGCACCAGGGGAAUAUUUCUUCGCCGAUGGCGUCCGCCUGAAAAAGUACCGUGGCAUGGGCUCUCUUGACGCUAUGGAGGUCAGCAAGUCCAGUGCGAUGAGAUAUUUCAGUGAGAAUGACAAGAUCAAAGUAGCUCAAGGUGUCUCUGGUAAUAUCGUCGACAAGGGGUCUAUCCAUCGCUUCGUUCCAUAUCUGGUUGCUGGAAUCCAACAUGGCUGCCAGGAUAUCGGUGCUAAGAGUCUGUCCAUUCUGAGAUCUAUGAUGUAUUCUGGGGAAUUGAAGUUUGAAAGACGAACGGUCUCUGCUCAAGUAGAGGGUGGUGUUCAUGGAUUACAUUCCUUCGAAAAAAGGCUUUACUAAUCUGAAGUGGCGUCCCAUCAGUUCCAACAGCUCCACAAGCCGCAUGCACGAUUGUUCAGUGAUGCGCUACAUCAUGCCGGAGGAGGAUUUAAAAUGAAUAUAAGUGCAUUUUCUGAGGUAUCGACAGCUUUUCGAAAGAUUCUUCAGCAUGAAACUCUAAGAUCGGUAUUUCGUGGAUUCUAAAGACUGUAUACUCACAUGUAUUCACACUGAGGAUCAGAUUAGAGCUUUGCACUCAGUUUGUGGUGAAAUAUCAGGAUGUUGAAAACGCCAGCUCUGUAAGAACUGUAAAGAUACCAAAUAUUCUCAACGUGGCCAGUGCUGGAUGGUCCAUGUGGCAUCAUGUAAGGUCAAAUAAUGGGAAAAUGUAAAAGACUUAACAUCAUUAUUAGCUCCUAUUGUCAUAAAGUUUGAUUUUACUACAGUGGCAGACCGCAGCGGUUUACCGCAGGGGCUCAACUUUAAAUACUAUACGUAGUAUUUUUUACAACAAAUAAAUAAUACCUAUUAAAGUCCUUUCAUCAAAACUGAUGUCGACAUUGCAUUUUCUAACUUAGUUGCAAGAACGGUUAAAUUUGGAUAAUUGGAAAUUGUUCCAACAAAUGGUUCUUGCUACAUUGUGAACCUUCUGUGAAGAUAGUAAGUCUUUCAGGUGACAGAGGCAGUCCCUAUUUUUUGGUCUACGCUAUUUGAAACAAACCGUCAUUUCAAGUCUUGUGGUGUCUGUAUUUUCUUUUGAACUUUUGGAAGGUUCAAGUUUGGUACUUAUUUUGAAUUUCUGUUCUUAGUUGAGAUGUUUAUUACCAGACACGUUUAUUGUAUGUCAGAUUGGACUCACAAAGAAGGGUAAAUCUUGUGUACAUGCAAAUUACAUUUAUCAUCUGGCUCUUUUAUAACAUACAACUGGUCUGUACUUAUCAACAUAGUUCAACAACUAAAGGCAGGAUGUCUAGUAUUUUGGCCCCUGAAUUGAGGUCUGUGUAUCCAUCGCCGAUUCCUGUUCAGGGCUCGAGAUGACACCUGAAAAUUGUCUUUUGAAGCUUGAAACUUGGCCGGGAUCCUCAAUUUUGAAAUUGUUAGCUUGAAACCUUUACAAGACUCAUGGGAUUUUGUCAGAAAUCAUAUGAUGUGACUCCCCAUGUAAAAUGUCCAGCCUCAGCCCUGACAUGGAAGUUGUCAGUUUGCACCUGAAACUAGGUCGAACUUUCAUGUACUCAUCAACUGAAUUGAGCUUAUUUGUUUUCAUCAUAAUUAACUGAAAUUGUAUUCGAAUGUUGUUCUGUAACACUCCGUUUCACAUUAAUUAGAACUGAUUACCUGUACAAAAUGUGUCAUCACCAUACAAAAAUCAGUUACUAGUAAAACUCACGACAGACUAUAGCAGUUUUCAUAUGCAUAGAUGUGCAAUAUGUAUCGCAGACAACAAAUAUUGCUAGUCUUUUGGGUUUAUCAUUCUUGCCUGUGGCAAAGUCAUUUGUCACUGCAAUAUGCAAUAAUAUACUACCUGUUUGAUUUUAUCGCGCAUCUUCGAUAAAUUUUUCAAGUCUGCAGCACACUUUAAUAUGACAACCAGUUUACAUGGUGAAGGAUAAUCUUUGUCUGGUCAUGUUUAUGUUAUCAGGAGUCAUCAGUGUUGGAUCAGAUACCAAAACAAUGAUUCCACUGCUGCAAUGACUCCGUUGCAUCUGCAAUGACUUAAAUGCAGACAGGCGAUUUUUGAUGAGUGUGAUCAAGAUCGCAGGUAUGCUGUUCAGUCUGUAGUUUGUCAGAAGUCAUUCCAGAUGUUUUUCACGACCCAGCCGCUCUGUUGCACAGUUCAAGGAUGUGAGUAUCUACUGGUGGUCAUUUAUACCAAAUGUAAUUACAGAAUUCCCAGUCUACAUAGAGGGCAGUUCUGGCAGGAAUCAGAAAAUGUGCUCAUCUACCAACUGUUAGCGCUUUCUGAUUUAGUCCUGAGGUGCCUUCUACAGGGGAAAUCUGUAAUACUUUGAUGUUGGCCAGUAACUCACACUUAGCCUUUAAAGAAAAAUAAUCGCCAAUUCUUGAAAGUAGUGCAAUGUUAAAUGUGAUUGCGUCUUUUCUUGUCUUUCCUGUGUUGGGACAACAUUGGUACCUCAGAUUACGUUGCAAGUUUAUUUUCUGCAUAAUGCAUUUAAUUUUCAUGUUAAAUCAUUGUCUUUAAAUGUUAUCAGCUCAAUGUUAAAAAUGUGAAUGUGGGAAAUUACCAAACUCAUGUACAUUUUCAGCAGAAAAUUCAGCAAAAUUUUUGAAUUUGGAAAUUUCCCACACAACUUCAUGCCUUGCACAGAUCCUUUAUAAACAUACUAGGAGAACACUAGUAGAGGUUGUCUGGAAGGUUUAGUUUGGGUUGUAAAGUAUGGUUACGGUUAACAUGUGUCCAAUGGCCUUCUGCAGGCCUCAAAAUUUGUUUCUUAUUAAGGACAUAACACUUUUCGCCAAAAUAACGGCACACUUUUGUUAGUUUGUGGAAAAGGUUUUUCCGUUUUGGGUGAAAUUGUGUGUUACCAAUGUGUUCAUUGAGAAGAAUUUGAGCUCAGCUAGCUGGGCUACUUCUUCAAGAUCUGGAGUAAUGGGACGAAUUUGUUCUGCGCAAUUGAUCCCAAUGUAUAAAAGCAACUGAAUUCUUUAGAAAUUUACGACUGUUUUUGAUGAAAAAGUUUUCAUCAACACAUGUAAAUACUACUGAUCCUGAAAGGGUCAGACCCUAUGUUUCAUUUUCUUUCUGUAACAGUUGAGUAAACAGCCAAAUAAAAACUUAAGGCCUUAAAAUUAACAUAAAUUAACAUAAAAUUUGUAUCAUCUGCAAUGUAGCAUACAUGUUAUAUGUGCUGUAUGCAAGUAUCAAUGCAUGCCUUGUGCUGACACUCCUCAAGCUAAUGAUGCAACAAUGUCACAAACAUUUUGAAGCUUUGGGGCAAUUUGUCUCAGCGGGCUGUUGAAAUCUUGUUGCAACAUUACAGUGUGUCUAUGUUGAUGAAAACAUGAUAAAAUGGUGUCGUAUAUGUCAACUUGGGCAGAGGGUGAAAACUUGCCAAUCCUGUUUUUGACUGUAGCUUUACUACAAGAUUGAGAGGUCUAAGUACUCCUACCUUGAGGAGGGGGUACAAGAUGCAUUGAUAUAUGCAUAAGGGGGAACCCAUCGUACAUCCUCAAGAGAUGUUUAUCAUAUUGUUGUAGCAUUAGUUUAUACUGUUUCGUUCGUCAUCAACAAUUUUAUUAUCAUGUUCAAACACACAGCAGGCCAAGCAUGGGUCCAAGUGUUGUGUAUAAACCAAAGUUGAAGUCGUUGAUAUAUUAAUCAAAUAAAUAAAGAAUUUAUGUUGUAGUA